UGAGAGCAUGCAGGGCGGGAGUAUUGCCUUGCUGUUCCUCCUCUCACUUCCUGAACACUGCCCAAAUAUGUGUAGUUACAAACACAGGAUAACCUGUAAUAUUCUGGACCUCUGUCACCGCGGACCAGGAAAUAAUAUCCUACAGCAAAGAUUAUUUGCACAAGCUGCUGUAAAGCAUGUUCCUGUGGGAAUUUCUGGCACUGCUCCUGCUGAUAACUGUUCAUAUAGGCAAAGCUAAGGACUGCGAUGAAUUUACAGAUCUAAAUUUCAGUCAUACAUUCAUCGGAACCAGCCUCAAAAUUAGGCUGUUGCUGUAUACGAGGGAGAAUGGCACCUGUGGUACCCUCAUGUCCCACACCGACCUGUCCGCCCAUCCCCAGUUUAACUUCUCCAGACCAACCACCUUCAUCAUUCACGGGUACCGGCCCACAGGAUCUCCACCAAAAUGGUUACACACUCUCACGGAGCUGCUGCUGGCCAGAGAGGACCUGAAUGUCAUAGUAGUGGACUGGAACAACGGAGCUGCUAAUUUGAAUUAUUUUAAGGCAGUGGAGAACACACACAAGACGGCGGAAAAUCUCACUGCUUUCAUUGAAAAGAUGCGGGAACAUGGUGCUUCUUUGAGCUCCAUCCACAUGAUCGGAGUCAGUCUUGGUGCUCAUAUAUCAGGAUUUGUAGGUGCCAGCCUGAAUGGAUUAGUUGGAAGAAUCACAGGUCUUGAUCCUGCUGGGCCUCAGUUCACUGGCACUCCGCCAAAGGAUCGACUGGACCCUACUGACGCUCAGUUUGUGGACGUCCUGCACACGGACAUAGAUGCCUUGGGCUUCAGAGAAUCUCUGGGUCACAUUGAUUUCUAUGCUAAUGGAGGAACAGACCAGCCUGGCUGCCCAAAGACAAUCUUUUCUGGAGGAGCCUAUUUUAAAUGUGACCACCAGAGAUCAGUGUUGCUCUACAUUGAGUCUGUGAAUAGGACGUGCAUGAGCAAGGCCUACCCCUGUUCCUCCAACAAAGACUUUCUGGAUGGUAACUGCUUGAACUGCGACCGGUUUGGUGAUGCCGGAUGUCCUGAGUUUGGUUAUAACAUCAUGAAGUGGAAAGAUGUCCUGCUGAAGCUUGGCCAAACAAAAACUUUCUUCACCACAAAUGCAGUCUCUCCAUUCUGCAUGACAAACUACAGGGUGGAUGUGAUGAUAUGGAACAAAGAUGUGCGCUGGGGAUACAUUACUGUUAAACUUCAUGGUGAUGGUAAAGAGGCAGUGGCAACCAUUGACCAUAAAGCUGCAAAGUUCAAGAGGUACACAGAGACCAAACUGUUUGCCCAGUUUGACAAAGACAUCCAGUCGGUGAAAAAGGUGUCUCUCAAAUUCUCCACCGGGAACGUAUGCAAGCCCAAAUAUAAGCUCCGUGUCCUCCGAAUUCGUCUCACUCAUCUAGAGCGCAAUGAUAGGCCUCUCUGUCGAUACGACAUCGUCCUAGAGGAGAACAAAGAGUUCUCCUUCAGGCCCAUUCCUUGUCAAGAAUCCAACUUCUGAGACAAAUCAGCCCCCGUGUCAAAAGAUUUCACAGCUCGCACUGGAAGACGUUCGGCUGACUCUUCAGCCCCCUGAGGAUUGUACAGGACUGUAGCAACAGCAUAUCAAAAAACAAACCUGGCAGCAAUGGGAUCAGUUGUGAUCCUUAAAUCAAAUGUGAUAUUAUGUAUACAUAUGUGUGUGUGUAAGAGAUGAUGGAGUGGUUAGCACUGUCGCCUCAUAGCAAGAGGGUUCCAGGUUCGAAUCCCGUGUCUGGGCCCUUCUAUGUGGAGUUUGCAUGUUCAUCCUGUGCC
Messenger RNA from Scatophagus argus, 1825 nucleotides. RefSeq names its product lipase member H-like. Lineage: Eukaryota; Metazoa; Chordata; Actinopteri; Scatophagidae. The transcript has 11 exons. Bases 177 to 1532 code for a protein of 451 amino acids. Gene Ontology annotation, biological process: lipid metabolic process. Gene Ontology annotation, molecular function: lipase activity; carboxylic ester hydrolase activity. The record is from RefSeq and is a predicted model, not a curated record.